CGUAAAUUGCGAGAUAAAUCAUCAUCAGAGAAGGAAAGAAAGAAAAAGGGAAAAAUCGAAAUCUUAUUGUCCAUAUCUCUCAGUUUGGAUUGGCGUCUCUCUGCAUAUAGCUCUUCGCGGGUUUUGCAAUCGAGAUCCCUCUUCCAACUCCAAUCGAAGCUUUUUGGCUUUGAAUUGAAUUUUGGGUUUCGGUUUCAAAGCCAGCUCCUUUGUCUUCCUCAGAGAGAAAUCAGAGAUGCAGGACCAACUCGUGUGUCAUGGGUGUAGAAAUACAUUGCUCUAUCCUAGAGGAGCUACCAACGUUCGCUGUGCCUUAUGUAACACUAUCAACAUGGUCCCUCUUCAUCCUCCUCCUCCUCCUCCUCAUCAUCAUGCUCAUGCAGGGAUGGACAUGGCUCACAUUGUAUGUGGUGGUUGCCGCACAAUGCUUAUGUAUACCCGUGGGGCAAGCAGCGUUAGAUGCUCUUGCUGUCAGACUGUUAACCUUGUCCCUGCAACCCCACCCGCCAAUCAGCCUGCGCAUGUCAAUUGUGGGAACUGUCGAACAACCCUCAUGUAUCCUUACGGUGCACCAUCUGUUAGAUGCGCUGUUUGCCAGUUCGUUACUAACGUUAAUAUGGGCAAUGGAAGGGUGCCUUUCCCAACUAACCAGCCGAAUGGAACAGCCUCCUCUCCCGGGUCAAUGCCCUCUACAUCCACUCAGUCAACACCACCGUCUCAAACCCAAACAGUCGUCGUAGAAAACCCCAUGUCUGUUAAUGAAAGUGGAAAGUUGGUGAGCAAUGUUGUGGUUGGAGUGACAACAGACAAGAAGAAAUAACCCACGAGAA
Molecule: messenger RNA, 830 nt
Organism: Brassica oleracea var. oleracea
Lineage: Eukaryota; Viridiplantae; Streptophyta; Magnoliopsida; Brassicales; Brassicaceae
Product: protein LSD1-like
Exons: 8
Coding region: 236-820 (194 amino acids)
Source: RefSeq, a predicted model, not a curated record